Messenger RNA from Callithrix jacchus (white-tufted-ear marmoset), 1461 nucleotides. RefSeq names its product phosphatidylinositol glycan anchor biosynthesis class H (gene PIGH). The record is from RefSeq and is a predicted model, not a curated record. Gene Ontology annotation, cellular component: glycosylphosphatidylinositol-N-acetylglucosaminyltransferase (GPI-GnT) complex. Lineage: Eukaryota; Metazoa; Chordata; Mammalia; Primates; Cebidae. Gene Ontology annotation, biological process: GPI anchor biosynthetic process.
AUGGAGGAUGAGCGGAGCUUUUCGGAUAUCUGCGGCGGCCGCCUGGCCCUGCAGCGCCGCUACUACUCCCCGUCCUGCCGGGAGUUCUGCCUCAGCUGCCCUCGGCUCUCGCUGCGUUCGCUUACGGCUGUCACCUGCACGGUGUGGCUGGCGGCCUACGGACUCUUCAGCCUCUGCGAGAACAGCAUGAUCCUCUCUGCUGCCAUCUUCAUCACCCUCUUAGGUCUGCUUGGUUAUCUCCAUUUUGUAAAGAUUGACCAGGAGACUCUGUUAAUCAUUGAUUCCCUUGGCAUUCAGAUGACUUCAUCUUAUGCUUCAGGCAAAGAAAGUACUACCUUCAUAGAGAUGGGCAAGGUCAAGGAUAUUGUCAUCAAUGAGGCUAUUUACAUGGGUCUCACUCUGUUGCCCAGGCUGGAGUGCAGUGGCAUGAUCACAGCUCACUGCAGCCUCAAAUUCCCAGGCUUAAGCCAUCCUCCCACCUCCGCAUCCCAAGUAGCUGUGACUACAGCAAAAGGUGAUUUAUUACCUCUGCAUCUUACUGAAGGAUCCAGUGGAACCACAUGGGAUAUCACAAGUAGUACCCGUCUUCCAGAGUGCCAAGCCCCGGCUGGACUGCUUGAUUGAAGUAUACAGGAGCUGCCAGGAGAUCCUGGCACAGCAGAAAGCCACAUCUACAAAUCCAUGAGGCCCAGCAUUCAGAAGGCCAGGAUUGUCUUUCAAAGGAGAUGACUUUUAAGCCAUAGUGGCUGGUUUUCCAUACUUUAAACCAUCAGGUGGACACAGUCCUAGGAACCAGUAUGGAUGUAGUGCAUCUCAGAGCCACAGAGCAGGUGACUGGAAAUCUAACUCAAUGUACUUCUGUGUAUUACAGUGUUUUCCUUGUAAGGUUUUGCCUACUUUACCAAAGGAGGGGAGACCUUAAGAAUUUUGACACAGUAUGUCAAAAGUAAUGUCAGCAAAGCACUUUGUGAAAUUGCUAAGCAUAUUCAGGUUUACUUUGUGUUAAUGUUUGUGAAGUAAAACAGGAAACUACCAUCAACUGUCUUGAGAAAGGUAUACUUACCAAUUACAUAGUACCCCUGUGUCAAGUUACAAAAAAAAAAAAAAUCAAGCCCAUCUGGUACUGGUUAGCAGGAAGGAAUGUCCUACAAAAGACGAGUCUGUCAACCUAGCACCUGUGUUCUCUACAGGGCUUAUUUACGACUCUCUUAAUAAACAGAUCUCCUUCUGAAACAAGUUACCUGGUUCAUGGAUAGCUGCUUUUUAUUGACAAACAAGAUCAUGGCAUUUCAGUCAUGGUGUCAAGCACAUUAAUACUUUUCUGUUACUCAGCAUUUAAAAAAUCAUUUUAAAAGAUACUUUUGCCAAGAGGGAUGAGACAAAAGGCCAGACAGAAAUUUGACUUUGGUUUUCAGACAUGGGACUCCAUGUUAACAAAGAAUAAAUAAGCAAAUCAUUGAA